AUUGUUGAUUCAUCGAAGAGCAAUAUGCCCUCUAAUUUUGAAGUAGAAUGGACAAACCUUCCACGUCAAUGUCAAGGAAAUUUAACCAUUCAAAAAGUAGUUGACUGGAAUAGAAACUCAUCUUUCAUUGGCUCUGCACCAGCAAUACCAAGUAGAGAAUGUCAUUAUUAUUGUCAUACGCGAUGGCGCUUCGAUAAAGAACUCGAGCCAUGUACUACCUAUAAACUUAAUUUAGGCUUAUUCGCUCAGGAGAUUACUACGCUUCCGGAUUUUUCUGGAGGUAUAGUCAAUAACAUGACUAUCCGAUCUCGAAUCGAUCCGAUCGAAGUUCCAGAGAGCCCUGACGAGCCUGCUACGCUAGUCAUCAGUUGGGAUCAUCCACACUGUCAGAAAACUAAGGACCUUCAAUGGAAAAUUUCGAUCAAGAAAUCUCUCUCAAACACAACAAUUGUGAAACCAAUUUCAAAUCUCGGAAAUAGUUUUAAAUAUGCUGGCGUAAAAGCAUGCGAAACAUAUAUUUUUGCUAUACUAACAGUAUUUGAGAAUGGAAGUACUCUUUAUUCAACCGAAGAAAAGAAUUUUCAAGCUGACUGUUCUACUGUGAAGCUUCUUGUGCCAAUCAGCGUGAUUGCCGGUUUAUUGCUGAUUGCAAUCACAAUCGCAUUAUUCCUUUGUAGAAAGCGGAAAAAAAUGGAUGCUCUGGAAAAGGAGUCUGAACAUAAUGUCAACAAACGGACAUCGAUUGAAAGCCGAGACCGAGCGCCGUCAAUGAACCAUAGUAAAUUUCCUUCGUUUAACCAUAACAGGAUAUCCUGUGCCAGCCGAAACAGCUGUAAUAGUCGCAAUAGCUCCAGCGAAUAUGCUGAAAUGGACCUAGAUUAUUUGCCUCAAAUGACAAAACGGCCGUUGAACAUACGCGAUAUUUGUUCGUUUGACGUUGGACAAGCUCGAAUGGAAUUCUUUUUAAUCAAUAAAUUGGCAGAAAAAGAAACCAAAAGGUUGCCGCGCACCAUCGCUGAACGGCCCGAAAAUAAAAUGAAGAACAGAUUUUUAAAUACCCACCCUUAUGAUUUUAAUCGAGUCCUACUCUCCCAUUCUGGAGACGAUCAAAACGACGGAUACAUCAACGCUUCUUUCAUUCCGGGGUUUGCUGAAAAAGAAAAGGAAUACAUUGCCGCUCAAGGUCCAAAGGAUAAUACUUUAGUCGAUUUCUGGCAAAUGAUUUUGGAGCAAGAUGUAAGGUUGAUCGCUAUGGUGACUUCUCUUUACGAAUGUGGCAAGAAAAAGUGUGAAAAAUACUGGCCAGGCGAAGAUGAGUUGGUGAUUUAUGGUGGUGACACUCAAUUAGAACUCUUGCAAGAGACGACGUACUCAUUUUACACAAUACGGAAUAUCCUUGUCACAAAAGCCCCAGAUCUUAAGCGAGAGAUCCAACAGUUUCAUUUUACCGCUUGGCCGGAUUUUGAGACGCCUGAUCAGCCGGAAGAAUUGAUCCGAUUUAUUGAAAUCGUCCGCAGACAAGCUAGACAGUUGAAUUUAUCCUCGCCCAUCGUUGUUCAUUGCAGCGCGGGAGUUGGUAGAACAGGAACAUUCAUAGCUCUUGAUUAUCUAAUCCAGCAAGUACUUAUAACUGAUCUAGUUGACAUUCCAAGGACAGUUCGUCAUCUGAGACGCUUACGCUUGUCCAUGGUUCAAUCAGAGGCACAAUAUGUUUUCCUGUACUCCUGCAUUGCUCAUUAUGUCAAGACAAGACUGAGUGCUGAGUCAGGCUAAAGAAAAAAGAUACACAAAAAAACACUCCGAAAAUAUCUGUUAUAUAAUAUCUGCGAAAAUAUUUAUUUCGCUUUAUUACAAAUUUGGUUGAAAACUGUGUGAGCUGUAAUAUACAGUGAUUCCAUAAUCUAA
Daphnia pulicaria is the source of this 1905-nucleotide messenger RNA. Its product is annotated as receptor-type tyrosine-protein phosphatase beta-like. NCBI's taxonomy places the organism in Eukaryota, Metazoa, Arthropoda, Branchiopoda, Diplostraca, Daphniidae. Bases 25 to 1773 code for a protein of 582 amino acids. Gene Ontology annotation, biological process: protein dephosphorylation. The transcript has 10 exons. The record is from RefSeq and is a predicted model, not a curated record. Gene Ontology annotation, molecular function: protein tyrosine phosphatase activity.